AUGCCAGCCUACGCAGCCGUCACACUCCCGAUUGUUGUUGCCAUCGGACAGCCACCCCUCUCUGUCAUGCUCGCUCCUUACACAUGGCUUCCACACGGAAAUUCCUCAUGUUCUUAUUAUCUGAACGCUCGACCGUGUCUGUCUUGCUCCUGGGGGAAUCCAGAGCUAGACUCCAGAUUACCACGGGAUUUUGGUCCGACCAUGAACAAUGAUCCAAACCUACCCUUCUACCAAGAUCACACAAGCUGGAGUGAACUAUCCAUGUGUGAUUUCGGGCCAUGGACAGAAUCUGCCCAGAAAGCUCAUGAGAAAGACCUGCCAACAAGUUCGAAUGGAAUCGAUUACGAUGCGUCUAAAGUACCUGAACACAAAGUACCUGAACGUGACAAUGAACUAAUGAAUUGGCAAUUUAAUCAGUACGUCGGAGAACAAAACGCAUGA
Molecule: messenger RNA, 441 nt
Organism: Exophiala oligosperma
Lineage: Eukaryota; Fungi; Ascomycota; Eurotiomycetes; Chaetothyriales; Herpotrichiellaceae
Exons: 1
Coding region: 1-441 (146 amino acids)
Source: RefSeq, a predicted model, not a curated record